GUCCCUGCGUGCCCAACCCCCCAGGCCUGGCCCCCUGCAGACCGAAGGCGCCCUCCUCCCCUGGCUGUGGUGCUGUCGCGAGCCUAGAGCACAAGUGCACUUGGCAGUGACCGUGGGUGGUGACCUCUCACUGCUCUCCAGCGGCCUCUGCUCACUCUGAGGGGUUUUCAGGGUGGGGGAGUGGGGGUUAACAGGUCCCGGUGAUGGGUGCAAGUGACGCCCGCCCCUGCUGCAGGGUGAACUGGGGCUGCGGCCCCACGGCAGGCCAAUUGCUUGAGGCACUCGACAGUCCUUUCCUAAGGGCCGCAGCCCACACACGUUGGUACCCUCUGUACCAGCUGGGUAACCCCCAGCUCCGCGUCUUCCGAACAAACUUCUUCAUUCGCCUGGUGCGGCCCGGCACGGCCCAGCCCGAGGACACCGUGCAGUUCCGGAUCCCCAUGGAGAUGACCAGGGUGGACCUCCGGAAUUACCUUGAGCGUAUCUACAACGUGCCUGUGGCCACUGUGCGGACAAGGGUGCAGCAUGGUUCCAACAGGAAGAGGGACCACAGGAAUGUCAGGGUGAAGAGCCCCGACUACAAGGUAGCCUACGUGCAGCUGGCCCACGGACAGACCUUCACGUUCCCCGACCUGUUUCCCGAUAAAAAGCAGAGCCCCGACGGCAGCCCCAGCGGCGACGACAUCCAAGACAAGCUCCUGGAGGAGCAGCGGCAGCAGCAGCGGCAGCGGCAGGAUCCCCGGCGCGGCGGCGUGCCCGACUGGUUCGGCCUGUGACGGCCCCAGUAAAGUCCCACGUGUGGAGCAAA
This is a messenger RNA of Lutra lutra (Eurasian river otter), 808 nucleotides long. It is a transcript of the gene MRPL23, whose product is annotated as mitochondrial ribosomal protein L23. Lineage: Eukaryota; Metazoa; Chordata; Mammalia; Carnivora; Mustelidae. The transcript is spliced from 5 exons. Bases 204 to 776 code for a protein of 190 amino acids. Gene Ontology annotation, biological process: mitochondrial translation. Gene Ontology annotation, cellular component: ribosome; mitochondrial large ribosomal subunit. The record is from RefSeq and is a predicted model, not a curated record. Gene Ontology annotation, molecular function: structural constituent of ribosome.